This is a messenger RNA of Perca fluviatilis (European perch), 2023 nucleotides long. It is a transcript of the gene pak1, whose product is annotated as p21 protein (Cdc42/Rac)-activated kinase 1. The coding region runs from base 306 to 1985 and encodes 559 amino acids. The record is from RefSeq and is a predicted model, not a curated record. Gene Ontology annotation, biological process: regulation of axonogenesis; intracellular signal transduction; regulation of MAPK cascade. The transcript has 16 exons. Gene Ontology annotation, cellular component: cytoplasm. Gene Ontology annotation, molecular function: ATP binding; protein serine/threonine kinase activity. Lineage: Eukaryota; Metazoa; Chordata; Actinopteri; Perciformes; Percidae.
UGCCUCGCUAACAAUAGCCUGGGAUCGCCUGGGAUCGGCAAGUUUACUGUUAAAAUAACGCAGCCAGGAGGGCGACAGAGCGCAGCGGAGCUCAGCCGAGAGGAGAGAAGAGUUUGCCGAAUACAUGACACGGUGUGUCCCGGUGUCGGAAAUUGUCACUCCACACUCUGGGAUUUCCAUUUGCAACCGGACGAGUUGGCUGCAGGUUGAAGCUGCCUCUUUGCCUUUCUGUGAGAGGAGCGACACGCACACACACACACACACAACGACGACAACAGGAGCGGCCAGCUGCAGCCUAGCUGAAGAUGUCUGAUAAUGGGGAGGUCGAGGACAAGCCCCCAGCUCCGCCCAUGAGGAACACCAGCACCAUGAUUGGCUCCUGCAACAAGGACCCCGCCCCCCUCAACCACGGCUCCAAGCCCCUCCCGCCCAACCCGGAGGACAAGAAGAAGAAAGACCGCUCGAUCCGAUUCAUCCUGACGGGAGGAGGCGAUAAGACCCAGAAGAAGAAGGAGCGUCCAGAGAUUUCUCUGCCGUCUGAUUUUGAACACACCAUCCAUGUCGGCUUUGAUGCCGUCACCGGGGAAUUUACUGGCAUGCCGGAGCAGUGGGCCCGGCUCCUGCAGACAUCCAACAUCACCAAACUGGAGCAGAAGAAGAAUCCUCAGGCCGUCCUCGACGUUUUAAAGUUCUACGACUCAAAAGAAACGGCCAACAGCCAGAAAUACAUGAGCUUCACAGAUAAAAGUGCCGAUGCCUACAGCUCUUCCACCACAACGAGCUCCAAGGCCGUGUCAGAGACGCCCGCCAUUGCAACCGUAUCCGAGGACGACGACGAAGACGAAGCCGAGCCCCCGCCGGUGAUCGCCCCCCGACCGGAGCACACCAAAUCUAUAUACACUCGCUCGGUGAUCGAGCCCCUACCUCCUCCUCCGACCAAAGAUGCUGCGACCUCGCCCAUCUCCCCGCCGACAGCAGCAGCAGCCGCCGCCGCCGCUGUCCCCCCCUCCCCUCCCUCCCCCCCUGCAGAAGGAGCUCCCAGCAGCCCCCCCAGCGCGAGCCCGGCCCCCGGGCCCUCUGUGCCCCGCCCCCAGGACAAGACCAGGAAGAAGAAGAUGUCGGACGAAGAGAUCCUGGAGAAACUACAUGUGCUCAGAUCUCCCUCUGCUGGGACGAUCGUAAGUGUGGGAGACCCCAAGAAGAAGUACACGCGCUUUGAGAAGAUCGGACAGGGGGCGUCUGGGACGGUGUACACAGCUAUAGACAUCGCUACAGGACAAGAGGUUGCCAUUAAACAGAUGAACCUGCAGCAGCAGCCGAAAAAGGAACUGAUCAUCAAUGAGAUUCUGGUGAUGAGGGAAAAUAAGAACCCAAAUAUAGUCAACUACCUGGACAGUUACCUGGUGGGUGACGAGCUGUGGGUGGUGAUGGAGUACUUGGCCGGAGGGUCGCUGACCGACGUCGUCACAGAAACCUGCAUGGACGAAGCCCAGAUCGCUGCCGUGUGCAGAGAGUGUCUCCAGGCGUUGGAGUUCCUCCACUCGAACCAGGUCAUCCAUCGAGACAUUAAGAGCGACAACAUCCUGCUGGGCAUGGACGGCUCCGUCAAACUCACUGACUUUGGCUUCUGCGCCCAGAUCACUCCGGAGCAGAGUAAGCGCAGCACCAUGGUCGGGACUCCGUACUGGAUGGCUCCAGAGGUGGUGACGCGUAAAGCCUACGGCCCCAAAGUGGACAUCUGGUCCCUGGGCAUCAUGGCCAUAGAGAUGGUGGAGGGGGAGCCGCCCUACCUGAAUGAAAAUCCACUCAGGGCGCUGUAUCUCAUAGCAACCAACGGUACGCCGGAGCUGCAGAACCCGGAGAAGCUGUCGACGAUAUUCAGAGACUUCCUGAACCGAUGUCUGGAGAUGGACGUGGAGAAGAGAGGGUCGGCCAAAGAGCUGCUGCAGGUGUGUGCGUGUGUGCGUGUGUGUGUGUGUGUGUGAGACCAACAUUAUGAUCAUUAUGAUUAUGAGACAAUCUG